AUGGCAGUAUCUCUUGGCCCUUUAUCUGAUCCGAGGGUAGAACUUACACUCACGCAAAUCAACCAGGAGCUUCAGUUGUAGCUGGCAGAGAAGAAGCAGGACUUCCAAGACCUCCCAGAGAAAUUCCUUGUAUCCCAAGCUACUGCCUACUCCCUGGCCAACCAGCUGCAGAAAUACAAGUAUGAAGCAUUUAAGGACAUCAUUGAAUCUGUGCUGGGGGAGAAGCUGCUGUUUGAGGCGCUGAGGCUAGCAGAGAAGCUGGCAGAGAAGCCCACGCAAGCUGAGAGGACAUGUGAUAUCCUAACUCGAAGUCAGGCACGAGAGCUGACCCAGUUACGGCGGACAUUACGGGAAGUGAAAGAUGACUCUGUCCUACUCCAGCAGCACCUCAAGGACCUCCUCACCCACAACGACCUUGACAACCACCAGGGGCAGGGCUUCUAAGAGCGGCUGACUGAGGGACACAGGCUGGCAGAGCACCUUGCCCACAAGCUCAGCCCAGCUAAGGGGGCCACAAAAUUCGUGAAGAUGAGGAAGAUGAACAAGCACAAGAGAUACUCACAUCUAGGUAACAGUGAACUAGCAGGAGCUGGUACCAUACUGGGAUGGUUGAGUCUCACUCCUCAUCAGACGUUGUGUGGCCAGUGCACGGAGUACCUGCUGGUCUCCCUCUCCUGCCCCAUGGCAGCCACACUCCACCUCACGUACGGGAGGAUAGUUCCUUCCCUCUUUAAGGGGACUGCCCUUUUGGUUUCUCUGACACUCCCGAUGCCUCCCAUCAAAACCAGGCAGGGCAGCUUGGGGUCGGAUCCUCUUUGUUUAAUUUUCUGUCAUCCCUCUCCCACCUGGCACAACGUGGAGCUGCAGGAGGUUGAAAAGAAGGAAGUGCCUCAGGAAUCCCAGGAUGAAUGUGUUUUGACUCCUUCAAUUCUCCAAGGAAGUUCUGACUGCAACCAGCCUUACAGUGAUGGCAAAUUUGCAUUUGAUGAAUCAGAAGUGGACCCUGCUCCGGAUGGAGCCUGUGGUUGCUCCCAUGCUGAAGAGGAUGAAAUUCCAACUGAUCUCCCAAGUAGCCUCCAUAUUUGUUCCCCACACCUGUGUAGACUGAGGAAGGUCAUCUCUGAAGAUAGUCCCUAUAGCUACAUCUUGCUUAAAUCAGGGAAAAGGGUCUAUUAUGAAACACAGACAUCAGGUGGCUCAGGGAGCCUUUAUCCCUUUCUAGGCCCCAGUCAUGCCUUUGUCACCCUGACACCAGUGUCAGGCAUUUGGACUCAAAUCAGGUGUGACAAACUCUCAUCCACCUUGGGUGGAAAUCUACAGGAGGUGUUUGUCAGACUUAGUUUGGAUCAAAUGUGUCUUGUCACCUGCAAUGACCUAAUUUUUGUUUUUUUGUACAAUGUCCCUGGCCUUCCUAUCCCUAUCCAGACAAAACGGCAGACUUGCAUAUACAUCAGGAGAGGUUGUUUCCCUGGUUUCACUGCUCUCAGUCCCAACAAUCAAAAUGAUCAUAAGCAAGUGGAUGGACAAGAGCCAGUAUCCCCCAGCGUGAACCUACAGGAUGUUGGAAAGAAGGAAGUGCUCCAGGAAUCCCAAGAUGAAUGUGUUUUGGCUCCUUCAACUCCCCAGGAAGGUUCUAACUGCUACCAGCCUUACAGUGAUGAAAAAUUUGCAUUUGAUGAGGAGAAAGUGGGGUCUGCUCUGGAUGGAGCCUGUGGUUGCUCCCAUGCUAAAGAGGAUGAAAUUUCAACUGGUCUCCCAGAAAACCAAACUGAUCACAAUGACCUUCAAGGACCAGUAGCUAUUGCCACAAGGCUCAGCAGGGAGCUGCCACAGAUGGUAGAGAAUGGUGUUCCACGGGACUCACUGGAUGAAUACUGUUUGAUUUACUCAAUUCUUCCUGGUCUGUCAGACUCCUUCUGGCCUUAUACAAGUGCUGCCUUCUUCUCAUUUGAGGAAGUGGAUGUCUCUUAUGCUUGGGAUCAUGACCGGUCCCUUAACCCUCCCAUCAAAACCUGCCAGGACUCCGUGUUCACGAAUAUUUGCUGUUUAAUCAUCAGUCCUCCCGACCCCACAAAGCUCAGUCUGGAGCUGCUGGCGUUAGAAGAGAAUGAAGUCCAGCAGGACUCACUGGAUGAAUGUGAUUUGACUGGUUCUAUCGGCCAUCGUCUGUCAGACUCCUGUACGCCUUACACAAGUGCCUCAUUCCAAUCGGAUAAAAGGGAGGUCUCCACAGUUCUAGACCUAAAUGGUGAGUACUCCCUGGGACCAUCCUCUUUCCUGUUUCCCGUUCCUCCUGAGAAAUGGAACACGUGGUUAUUGUGCACCUGUUGUAUACCAUGCACCUUACUAAGCAAACUCCAUGUGAGCCAUAACCCAUUCAGUCCUCGGGGGACACUCUCAGGUGACACCUGGGAGGACUGUCACCAAAGGCCUUUGAGUUUCCAAGGCCCAGGGGUACAAACUUCACAAGCACAGCUGCAGAAAAGCACCCACAUGACCAAUUAUCUGCAACUGCAGCUGGACCAGCAUUUCAAUUGUGGGCACAGCAAAGCCACACUUGGUCUUUCCUCCACCAUCUGGGGCUUUACUGCCAACCCCGAUUCUGGAAGCCAAGGACCACUUUCAGAGCUGGGUUUGGAUGCUUCCAUUGGAAUGAAGAACCCUCCCAAGCUGGAGGGUGAGGUCUUAGCUGCCAGCAAGCAUGAGUGUCUGGUCUGUAGCAAGAUUAAUGCCUUAAGUGUCCUGAAACAGAAGAUUAUCACAAGAAAACUGCUGUUCAGCAAGUGGAGACUAGCAUGCCAAUUCCCUGGCCUUCAAGCUUAG
This is a messenger RNA of Globicephala melas (long-finned pilot whale), 2823 nucleotides long. Its product is annotated as neuroblastoma breakpoint family member 4-like. Lineage: Eukaryota; Metazoa; Chordata; Mammalia; Artiodactyla; Delphinidae. The record is from RefSeq and is a predicted model, not a curated record.